AUGGCUCAGAAGGCACCGGUGACGUUCAGGGAUGUGGCUGUGGAUUUCUCUCAGGAGGAAUGGGAGCUCCUGGACGCCGCGCAGAAGAGGCUGUACAGGGAGGUGACGCGGGAGAACUGCGGCCAUUUCCUCUCGCUGGACUCCGUGGCUUCCCGCGUCCGCCAUGCCCGGCGGCCUCUGGGAUCUGCGCUGCAUGGGGACCAAGUGUUCUCCAGGAAGGCAGAUUUCUGUUGCGGUAAAUGGUUUCUGCCCAAGAUGGCCAAUAACCGACACACAGAGUCUGAAAUGCGCUUUAAAGCUGUUGGCUCUGUGCCGGGCAGAGUCAAAACUGACGCAAAUCUACUCCCCAGUGAGACGGGGUCCGCGGACUUCGUGUCAGCCACUGUCGUGAGUGUGCACAGUCUCACACCUACUCUGACAGAGAUGCCGUCGCCGCCCUCAGCUCAGUGGGAGCACGUCUGCACAUGGCAUUCCGUGUCCGAGAGAGAGGCGCUCGCCUUGCUGGGUGAGGACGUGCCAGAGCCUGAGAUGCCUGUGAAGGGCGGGAUAAGACGACGUUGCCCUGAUUUGGAGUCCAGACUCAGGACACCGCCAUCCGCAGACGGGGACACUUCCGAAGCUUGUUCAUUAAAAUGGGAGUUGAUGGAGAAAAUCAAUAGCCUCAGCCUGCAGGGUUCUGGUCCUAGAGACGACCGGAAGUGCACCAGCAAGACUGGGCGACGAAGGGAACCCCAGGAGGGUCGCUCUGGGCAGCUGACAGUCACCUCCGGGAAGGUCACACCGGAAAAGCACAGUGUCCUCUCGGAGAACCAGAGACUCCAGAGCGGGGAGAAGCCGUACGAGUGUCCGGAGUGCAGCAGGACCUUCAUCCGGCGCUCCACGCUGUGUCAGCACGUGAGGAUCCACACGGGCGAGAAGCCUUACGCGUGCCGGGAGUGCGGGCAGCCCUUCCGACAGCGCGCCCACCUCCUCCGCCAUCACAAGCUCCACACGGGCGAGAAGCCCCACGCGUGCAAGGACUGCGGCAAGGCCUUCACGGUGCUGCAGGAGCUCACCCAGCACCAGCGGCUCCACACCGGCGAGAAGCCGUACGCGUGCAAGGAGUGCGGCAAGGCCUUCCGCGUGCACCAGCAGCUGGCUCGGCACCAGAGGGUCCACACCGGCGAGAAGCCGUACGCGUGCAAGGCCUGCGGGAAGACCUUCAGGCAGUGCACACACCUCACCCGCCACCAGAGGCUUCACACCUCCCAGAGGCUGUACGAGUGUAAGGAGUGUGGCAAAGCCUUCGUGUGCGGCCCGGACUUGCGAGUCCAUCAGAAAACGCACUUUGGCGAGAAGCCCUACGCGUGCAAGGAGUGUGGCAAGGCCUUCAGGGUGUGCCAGCAGCUGGCGGUCCAUCAGAGCGUCCACACUGGGGAGAAGCCCCACACGUGCCAGGCCUGCGGGAAGGCCUUCAGGCUGAGGCAACAACUCGUCCGCCACCAGAGAAUCCACGCCCACGAGAGGCCCUACCCGUGCCUGGAGUGCUGCAAGACCUUCAGCAGUAACUCCCAGCUGGCUUCACACCAGAGCAUCCAUGUUGGCGAGAGACCCUACGCGUGCGAGGGGUGCGGCAAGGCCUUCCGGCUGCCCUCCCAGCUCACACAGCACCAGAGCAUCCACACGGGCGAGAAGCCCUACGCGUGUGAGGACUGUGGAAAAGCCUUCCGCCUGCCCUCCCAGCUCACGCAGCACCACAGCAUCCACACGGGCGAGAAGCCUUAUGCGUGCAGGGAGUGCGGCAAGGCGUUCAGACUCUAUUCCUUUCUCUCCCAGCACCAGAGGGUCCACACUGGGGAGAAGCCCUACGCGUGCAAGGCGUGCAAGAAGGCCUUCAGGCAGCACUCACACCUCACCCAGCACCAGAGGGUCCACAGCGGAACGUAACAAACAACGCAGUAUAGGUUCCACGCCACGUUGCAAAGUGUCAGGAAAUCCAGUUUUGAGGAUAAUUUAUUGCAUGCUUUUAUAAGUGAGGGUAAGAAAGACCGUGCUGCUUUGACGGACGGAGGGAAAUGUUCAGUCUUAUCUGCUACCACUGCCAUCUGAGAACUCUCUGGCCCGUUGUGAUACUGGACUCGCUGCCAAAAUGGUGACAACAGAACUUACAUGUGCUACUUACUGUUACGUAAGAAAUCAAUAGGAAAACGGCAGCUUAAAUAAUAUACAUUUAUGAUCUAAAAAUUCCUAUGGAUCAGGAGUCUAGGUGUGCGUUAAUUGGGUCUUUGAGGCUUCAGCUAAGCCUGGGGUCUCACCUGGAGAAGGGUGCACACUGGCGUUAGCCAUAGGUUAGACGCCGGGACUCAGGGUUUUACGAGCUGGUCCAUUGAGACC
This is a messenger RNA of Acomys russatus (golden spiny mouse), 2373 nucleotides long. It is a transcript of the gene Zfp14, whose product is annotated as ZFP14 zinc finger protein. The record is from RefSeq and is a predicted model, not a curated record. Gene Ontology annotation, biological process: negative regulation of transcription by RNA polymerase II. The transcript is spliced from 6 exons. NCBI's taxonomy places the organism in Eukaryota, Metazoa, Chordata, Mammalia, Rodentia, Muridae. The coding region runs from base 1 to 1926 and encodes 641 amino acids. Gene Ontology annotation, molecular function: DNA-binding transcription repressor activity, RNA polymerase II-specific.